Adineta ricciae is the source of this 1185-nucleotide messenger RNA. Lineage: Eukaryota; Metazoa; Rotifera; Eurotatoria; Adinetida; Adinetidae. The record is from the annotation of a GenBank genome assembly.
AUGUCCUCCAACGACACUUCGACUGCGCCAUCAACAUCCACUGCAGAACGUCAACUUGCGACAGCAAUUCGACCUCGAGUUUUUCACAUUGUCUCACCAAUAACGGGUUCGAAAGCAACGAUUAUCACUACAGAUAAUACAAAUUCUCCUAAUCAUGCGCCAGUCUUGAUUCAAGCAGCUCCACGAAUUAACCGUACUUCAACCAGUCAUAUACCCUACGCUCGUAAACGUCUUUAUCCUGUGACACCAGAAGUUGAUGCAUAUUUGUCAAACUUAGCUGCUUCUCGUCAUCGGGAACGUCUCUCUAAAGGCUUACGAUAUUUCUCCAAAAAAGUCUGCAAUAAAGUUCAAGCGAAAAAGGUCACAUCGUACAACGAAGUAGCAACCGAACUAGUUGCUGAAUACACUUUCGAAGAAAAACGUAAUUUUCAAUUGCCGGAAAACGAAUUAGCUUAUGAACAAAAGAACAUUCGUCGACGAGUAUACGAUGCUAUUAAUGUUCUAUUAGCAAUGAAUAUCAUUGUUAAAGAUAAGAAAGAUAUCCGUUGGGUUGGAUUUCCCGUGAAUGCUUUAUUCGAAUGUGAACUAAUCGACAAAAAAAUAAUCGAAAUGAAGGAAACUAUUCGAAAAAAAGUUCGACUAGUUGAAGAAGCUCUACUAAAGCAAGUGGCAUUGCGGAAUUUAUUGCGUCGUAAUGAAGCUCGCCGAGUAAUAGUACCGAUGACUAAUAUGUGUUCAUUGCCAUUCUUUGCAUUUGGAACGACAAACGGUGUUUCAGUCGAGAAUUCCUUUUCGAAUGAUGGUCGAGAUACGAUUGUGACAUUUGAUCGUCGGGUGAAUAUUGUUAACGAAACCGAAUGUUUACAUAAACUUGGCCUAUCGAGAGAACUUCGCGGAGAAGCGAAAUCACAAUACGAUAUCGAAAAAGCGCGUGCUCUUCUGCCGGAAGCAUUCCACAAUUUUGCCACAGAAAUGGCAGUAGUUGGUUCAUUGAAAACACUAUUUGAAAACCAGCUCUCACCCAGUACGAAGAAUCCACCGUCCACGCCUGUUGUCUUCGUUCCGCCGUCAUACUUCAAAGUCGAUGAAGAACCUCAAGAAAUGGAGUAUGAAGAAGAAGUGUAUGAAGAUGACGAUGAUGUUCUCUCCAUGUCAAGCGAUGAUGAUGAAGCUGCUCAAACCUGA